ACUCUGUUGUGUCUGCCGUUGUUAGCCGGGAAGCUAGCCCCUGAACUAGCCCCUGAACCGCCUUCACUAGCUUUAACUAACUGGAGGCUGGCUUAACAAAGUUCUAGCGUCUUGGCCUUCCGGAUGCUUAACUGAAGCCCCUUCUCCGCGUUUGUCACUCCACACUCACUCGGCAGUAGUAGUGAGUCUACACUCCGCAAAAAAAAGAAAUCAUCAUCACACAACACAGAACCAGCACCGCCAGCAUUUUGAUGUGAUGUAUAUACAUGUACAUGUACAAAAGACUUCGCCUUAUUGCUCACAAUGACGCACUUAACAUUUCCACCAAUUGCGACCCACCCUGCCUUCUCCCCAGUGCCAGGAGAAACCAAAACCCAUUAUGCCCGUCGUGGAAUUAUUGUCGAGUUGUUCGAUGUAACAUCCUCCUCCCUGUUAAAUGACGGCUAAGAGGAGCUAGCAAAGUCCUGGCUCAGCAGCUCCUGAUUUGCGGGAAAGAAGAAGGUGCCAUUGACGUGAAAGAUCGGCAAGCUCUCGGUCGAGUCAGGGGAAAUCAUGAAUUUGCGGGUAUAUAUAUAUAUAUAUCGUCUUGCGCAUCACCACCCCCUUCGCUUUUACUCAACAUGGGUUAUUUGCAGACGCUGUGGACACUGCGGUUAUCGCGAUCCCGGGGAAAACUUUAGAUUUCAGUGUUUCGUCAAGGAGUACGCUGCUAUCGCCUUACAGUCGUUCCCGCGGUUUCCCUUCUCGUGCAUCUCCAGAGCUAAAGAGCAUUGGUUGCGGCAUUGUUUAUCGAUAUCACUAUCAUUUCUUGAAGAGAUCGCACAUUGGAGAAUUUCAACAUGAAGACAUUUAUGCUCCUUUUCCUUGCGGGCAUCUGCCAGGCUAUUGAACCCGCGCGCCAGCCGCAUCCUCCUAUUGGCGGCGGUGAUAAGCUUCUGACCUAUAAUGAGACGGUUCCCAGGGCGAAGAUUUCUCCCGCAACUAUCUCAGUGGACUGGAUCUCCACGGACGAGGACGGCCAGUACUUGUAUCAGGACGAAGACUCAACUCUCGUUAUCCAGAGCAUCAUUACUGAAACCAAGAAGACGUUGAUCAAGGCUGACCAAGUGCCGGAUGACGCUCAUGAAUAUUUCCUCAAGCCGGACCUAUCGGCUGUGAUGUGGGCUACCAACUACACCAAGCAGUAUCGCCAUUCUUACUUCUCUAACUACUUUAUUCAAGACGUUAAGACAGGCGAGUUGACUCCUUUGGCCGAAGACCAAGCCGGUGAUCUGCAGUAUGCUGCUUGGGGCCCCGUUGGGAACACAAUCGCAUACGUCCGUGGAAACAAUUUGUUUAUCAGGAAGGACGGUACCACCACACAAAUUACUACCGAUGGUGGCCCUGACACCUUCAACGGCGUCCCCGACUGGGUCUAUGAAGAAGAAAUCUUCGGUGAUCGGUAUGCAUUCUGGUUCUCUCCUGACGGGAAGUCACUUGCAUUCCUACGCUUCGACGAAACUGGGGUGCCUACAUUCACAAUCCCGUACUAUAUGAACAACAAAAAAGUGGCUCCACCCUACCCUAAGGAGCUGGAUCUCCGUUAUCCAAAGGUGUCUGAAACAAAUCCCACGGUUGAAUUCCACCUGCUAGAUAUGAGCUCACUCAAGAGCAAAAAAGUGCCCACUGAUGCGUUUCCCGCGGAUGAGUUGAUUAUCGGUGAAGUUGCAUGGGUCACGGAAAAGCACCAAGAAGUCGUUUUCCGCGCUUUCAACAGAGUCCAAGAUCAGGAAAAGAUUGUCUUGGUGGACACGGGCUCCGGAAAAGCUUCAGUAGUUCGUGAACGGGAUGGCACCGAUGGUUGGUUGGACAAUCUGAUGUCCAUCCAAUACGUUGGCAAUGUUAAAAAUGAUAAGACCCAAGGCCACGGCGACACUUACUAUGUUGACAUCUCUGAUGAAUCAGGGUGGGCACAUAUUUACCUGUUCCCCGUGAAGGGGGGCAAACCGAUCGCAUUGACCUCUGGCGAGUGGGAGGUCACGGGUAUUGUUAGCAUCGAUACGGAGCGCGAAUUGAUCUACUAUCUUUCAACCAAACAUCACCCGACAGAACGGCAUCUAUAUUCCGUUUCAUACAGCACUUUGAAAACAAAAGCUCUCGUCGAUGACACGGUUGCGGCGUACUGGUCUGCGUCUUUCUCCUCCAAGGGCGGAUAUUAUAUUCUCACCUACCGUGGCCCGGACGUUCCUUACCAGGAACUAUACUCUAUUGAUUCCCCCAAGCCCCUCCGGGUAAUCACCAGCAAUGAGGAAAUAGUGAACAAGCUCAAGGAAUACAAACUGCCCAAGAUCACAUUUUUCGACAUCCCCAUUGAAUCCGGUGAUACCCUGGCUGUCAUGCAACGCCUUCCAGCGAACUUUGACCCAAGGAAGAAAUAUCCAGUCCUCUUCACCCCAUAUGGUGGACCGGGGGCCCAGGAGGUCAGCAAAGCGUGGAAAGCGCUUAACUGGAAAGCCUACAUCGCAUCCGACCCAGAGCUAGAAUUCAUCACCUGGACCGUCGACAAUCGCGGCACGGGUUUCAAGGGCCGCAAAUUCCGCGCCACCGUGGCCAAGCAACUCGGGCUGCUCGAAGCCGAGGACCAAAUCGCCGCGGCCAGGUCCCUGGGCAAGAAAUGCUUCGUCGACAAGGACCGCAUGGGCAUCUGGGGCUGGAGCUACGGCGGCUACCUCUCAUCCAAGGUGCUCGAGACAGACAGCGGCAUCUUCUCCUUCGGCAUGAUCACCGCCCCCGUCUCCGACUUCCGCCUCUACGACAGCAUGUACACCGAGCGCUACAUGAAGACCUAUGAGCAAAACGAGGCGGGCUACAACGCCACCGCCGUGCGCAAGCCCGAGGGCUUCAAGAAUGUCGCGGGCAGUUUCCUCGUGCAGCACGGCACGGGCGAUGAUAACGUGCACUUCCAGCACGCGGCGGCGCUGAUUGAUCUGCUGAUGGGUGCCGGGGUGCCACCGCAGAAGAUGGCGACGCAGUGGUUCACGGAUUCUGACCAUAGUAUCCGGUAUAAUGGUGGUUCUGAGUUUUUGUAUAAGCAGCUUACGCGCAUGCUGUAUAAGGAGAAGACCAGGGAUGUGACGAAGGGGCCUGAAGGACAUCAGUGGAGCCGAAGAGGUCGUGAGGGGCCGAGCGUUUAAAGUCCAUAAACGAAUGUUUAUUAUUGUUCGUACGUGUUGUAAAUAAAGAGGGGUGUAUUUGGAGGUUUUUAUGAGAUGGGUGGCUUGGUGUUGGAUACGAAGUCAUAUAUUCUCUCUUUUUAUUAUUAUUACUUACUUACUAUUUCUUUCAUGGAAAGCCGUACUCUUCUCUGACCAAUGAAUAUUGAACACCAUAUACGGAGUAUUGAUUGAUUGAACACGUAUUCCGCACAGUUCUCUCCUUCUUUAAGUCAGUAAGAAAGCACCAAUUAAAACUAUCAUCAUUAUCACUCCAU
Messenger RNA from Blastomyces gilchristii SLH14081, 3469 nucleotides. Its product is annotated as dipeptidyl peptidase 4. Gene Ontology annotation, biological process: proteolysis. The record is from RefSeq and is a predicted model, not a curated record. Gene Ontology annotation, molecular function: dipeptidyl-peptidase activity; serine-type endopeptidase activity. NCBI's taxonomy places the organism in Eukaryota, Fungi, Ascomycota, Eurotiomycetes, Onygenales, Ajellomycetaceae. The coding region runs from base 840 to 3173 and encodes 777 amino acids. The transcript is spliced from 2 exons.